AUGAAUUCGGCCGAGCAGACCGUUACGUGGCUCAUCACCCUGGGCGUGCUCGAGUCGCCCAAGAAAACCAUCUCGGACCCGGAGGGCUUUCUGCAGGCGUCGCUGAAGGAUGGGGUGGUCCUGUGCCGGCUGCUGGAGCGCCUGCUGCCCGGGACCAUCGAGAAAGUCUUCCCGGAGCCGCGGAGCGAGAGCGAGUGCCUGAGCAACAUCCGCGAGUUCCUGCGCGGCUGCGGGGCCUCCCUGCGCCUGGAGACGUUUGAUGCAAAUGAUUUGUAUCAGGGGCAGAAUUUUAACAAGGUCCUCAGUUCCCUAGUGACUCUAAAUAAAGUGACAGCAGACAUUGGACUGGGAAGUGACUCCGUGUGCACGCGGCCCUCGUCUCAUCGGAUCAAGUCUUUCGAUUCCCUCGGCUCCCAGCCUUCACACAGCCGCACUUCGAAGUUGUUCCAGGGCCAGUAUCGGAGUCUGGACAUGACGGAUAACAGCAACAGUCAGCUGAUCGUCCGGGCGAAGUUCAAUUUCCAGCAGACCAACGAGGAUGAACUGUCCUUUACGAAGGGGGACGUCAUCCACGUCACGCGUGUGGAGGAAGGAGGCUGGUGGGAGGGCACGCACAACGGCAGGACGGGCUGGUUCCCCAGCAACUACGUGCGUGAGAUCAAGCCCAGCGAGAAGCCUGUGUCUCCCAAGUCAGGAGCGCUGAAGAGCCCUCCCAAAGGAUUCGACACAGCCGCCAUCAGCAAGAGCUAUUACAACGUGGUGCUACAGAACAUUUUAGAAACAGAAAACGAGUAUUCUAAAGAACUGCAGACUAUGCUUUCCACCUACCUGCGGCCGCUGCAGACCAGUGAGAAGUUGAGUUCGGCGAACACUGCACAUCUGCUGGGGAAUCUGGAGGAGAUCUGUACUUUCCAGCAGAUGCUCGUACAGUCUUUAGAGGAGUGCACCAAGUUGCCUGAGGCUCAGCAGAGAGUUGGAGGCUGCUUCCUCACCCUGAUGCCCCAGAUGAAGACCUUGUACCUCGCCUAUUGUGCCAAUCACCCUUCGGCAGUGAGCGUCCUCACGGAGCACAGUGAGGACCUGGGGGAGUUCAUGGAGAUGAAAGGUGCCAACAGCCCGGGGAUUCUCGUGUUGACCACCGGCCUCAGCAGACCCUUCAUGCGCCUCGACAAGUACCCCACGCUGCUCAAGGAGCUGGAAAGACACAUGGAGGAUUAUCAUCCCGACAGACAAGAUAUCCAGAAAUCCAUGACUGCCUUCAAGAACCUGUCUGCCCAGUGUCAAGAGGUGCGGAAAAGGAAAGAGCUGGAGUCCCAGAUCCUGACAGAAGCCAUCCGGAACUGGGAGGGGGACGACAUCAGGACCCUGGGCAGCGUCAUCUUUAUGUCCCAGGUCGUAAUGCAGUGUGCAGGAAGUGAGGAAAAGAAUGAAAGGUAUCUUCUGCUCUUCCCAAAUACCUUGCUAAUGCUGUCGGCCAGCCCCAGGAUGAGUGGCUUCAUCUACCAGGGGAAGCUUCCGACGACAGGAAUGACAAUCUCAAAGCUUGAGGACAGUGAGAGUCAUAGGAAUGCGUUUGAGAUAUCAGGGAGCAUGAUCGAGCGGAUACUGGUGUCCUGCAGCAGCCAGCAGGACCUGCACGAGUGGGUGGACCACCUGUACAGGCAGACCAAGGUGGCGUCUGUGGGCAACCCCACCAUCAAGCCUCACUCCGUGCCGUCUCACACCCUCCCCUCCCAUCCGGUCACUCCGUCCAGCAAGCAUGCAGACAGCAAGCCCGUGCCGCUGGCACCUGCCUACCACACACUGCCCCACCCCUCCCACCACGGCACCCCGCACACCACCAUCAACUGGGGACCCCUGGAGCCUCCGAAGACUCCCAAGCCUUGGAGCCUGAGCUGCCUGCGGCCUGCACCCCCGCUCCGGCCCUCGGCUGCCCUCUGCUACAAGGAGGAUCUCAGCAAGAGUCCCAAGACCAUGAAGAAGCUGUUGCCUAAACGCAAGCCCGAACGCAAGCCUUCGGAUGAGGAGUUCGCCUUGCGGAAAAGCACUGCGGCGCUGGAGGAGGACGCGCAGAUCCUCAAAGUCAUCGAGGCCUACUGCACAAGCGCCAAGACGCGGCAGACGCUCAAUUCCAGUUCACGCAAAGAAUCUGCUCCACAAGUUUUGCUUCCAGAAGAAGAGAAAAUUAUAGUGGAAGAAACUAAAAGUAACGGCCAGACGGUGAUGGAAGAGAAGAGCCUGGUGGACACCGUGUACGCGUUGAAGGACGAAGUCCAAGAACUGAGACAGGACAACAAGAAGAUGAAGAAGUCCCUCGAGGAGGAACAGCGGGCCCGCCGGGACCUGGAGAAGCUGGUGCGCAAGGUGCUGAAGACGCUGAACGACCCUGCCUGGGAUGAGACCAACCUCUGAGCGCCGUCCCGGCACGGACGGCAGGGCCGGGCCCUAGUGGGACUGCACACAGGAGGCACAGGCGCCGAGGGCCUGCGCUGCGGCCCGCUCCCCGUCACCGCCUCCUGCCGUAAGUGCAGAACCAGUGCAGAGCCCGGCUUCCCAGACUGUCGGGAUCUGACGGACACGUGCGCCCUGCACCUCCCGCCCCCGACCGCGGACCUGCGUGCUGCGACUCCCUCCCCGCGCGCCCUCCUGGCGGCCUGCACCCCUGCUGUGCGCCCACAGCCUGACCUCAGACCCCGUGCACAGGCGCUGCAGGCCCAUGGAGCAGCGUUGGUCCCCGCGCCGCCCAGAGGAGACGCGUGGGCUCCCGCGCCGUACGAGGCGGCACGGGCUCCUCCGUGGCCGGUCUGACAACUCCACGCUGCACGGCUCCAUCGUCCCCCGAGAGAUCCAGCACUUGUAAAUAGAACGUGUUAUUUAUUGUAGCCCCGAGCAGAGCAAGGCAGCCAGCCGGCCCGGCCGCGACUCUGGGAGCUGCUCCCAAGGGCGGGCUUUCCCUCCGGGCCGACGUGGGCACAGCCCCGCCCGCUGCGAGCCGUCCCCUCGGCAGAAGCAAAGCAAUACACACCCGGAUGCGGCUCGGUGACGCGCGGCCCCGAGGCCUCGCCUGGCUCUGCGGGCCUUGGGCCCGGGAGGCUGUGGGAGCUCCCAGCCGGCUGUCCCCACUCCCUUAGCAAUAAGCAGUGGUGACCCAGGGCCUGGGGGUCCUUUCCCUCCUGUGUCCGAGGGGACGGAACCUCUCUGCAGAGCAGUUGUCGCGUGUCUGGAGACCUGUGUGACAGCGGGCGAGACCGCGUGACUGCGCCGGCUGAGCCCUGCCUUUGACCCGGCAGCCCGGGGGGUCGGUUCUGUCCCCGCGCCCUUGCUGACGAGGGCACCUUCUCCUGCCCCCGCCCUGUGGCUGCGCGGCCCCUAACCCGAGUCGCCAGCGCUCCGUGUUGGCGUUUUCUGCCUGUCUUUUUUGUCUUUUCUGGUGAGCUGCUUUCCCAAGCGGCUCUGGUGUUGCCCAGGACGUGCGGCAGAGGCGGGGGCUCCGUGCCAGCAGAGCCGCUGUGCCCAGCAGGCGUUAACUCAGGAACAACUGCCCCGCCCCCGCGCCUCUGCCAGCCUUCAGCUGCGGUCUGUGGCCGGGGUGGGCCCCUCCAGAGCCUGCCUUAACCAGGGAGGGGGGCCGGUCCGUGCGAAGCCUCCCCUGAGCUGAGCCGCGCUCACCGUGGCGGCCGUGGGCCCAGCGCCUCCGGGGUCAGAGACGGGUCCGCGGGGAGGGCCGCCCUCUCGUGUGCGGCCCUGUGCCUGUCGCCCGGUGACCUCCGGAAGGGGAGGAGCUGGCGUGGACGGGCAGGGUGUGUGGCCCACAGCCGUCCCUGCAGCAGGUGAGGCCGGGCAGGCGUCUCUCCCUGCACGUGGGAAGCACUUCCUCUUGGAACCGGCGUAGAGAUGUAGCAUCCGGGACUUCCCGGGCCCCGACACCUGCCUGGGCUUGUCCUGGACUCUGUCCAUGCCAAUCCUUCUCCACCUCGGGGGACCUUGGACGGCAUGGAGCAGCUCCCUCCUUGCUGUCACAGACCGUGUCCUGGUGUCGACUACUACAGUGUUCGCGCUGCGUUGUUGGAAUCAUUAAACUCGUUAUUUUUCUUAUGUCACAAAACGGUUCUCUCGGGUGUCUUCGGCGAGUCUGAUGGUGUGUGCUGCCCUCGCUGUUGCCCUUGGCUCUUUGAGAUCUUGAAGCUCCGGUGUGGGUUUUGAUGCCGGAGAGAUACUGCUCCAGUCUGAGA
This is a messenger RNA of Lepus europaeus (European hare), 4232 nucleotides long. It is a transcript of the gene ARHGEF7, whose product is annotated as Rho guanine nucleotide exchange factor 7. The transcript is spliced from 21 exons. Bases 1 to 2412 code for a protein of 803 amino acids. Gene Ontology annotation, molecular function: guanyl-nucleotide exchange factor activity; protein binding. Lineage: Eukaryota; Metazoa; Chordata; Mammalia; Lagomorpha; Leporidae. The record is from RefSeq and is a predicted model, not a curated record. Gene Ontology annotation, biological process: intracellular signal transduction.